Messenger RNA from Daphnia pulex (common water flea), 2617 nucleotides. It is a transcript of the gene CalpC, whose product is annotated as calpain-C-like. The transcript has 15 exons. Gene Ontology annotation, molecular function: calcium-dependent cysteine-type endopeptidase activity. The record is from RefSeq and is a predicted model, not a curated record. Gene Ontology annotation, cellular component: cytoplasm. NCBI's taxonomy places the organism in Eukaryota, Metazoa, Arthropoda, Branchiopoda, Diplostraca, Daphniidae. Gene Ontology annotation, biological process: proteolysis. Bases 169 to 2409 code for a protein of 746 amino acids.
GGACGACAACGGCAACUGUUCCGGUCCAGCUCAAUCGACUUGACCGUCUAGAUGAAGUGACACACUACGGGCCCCGACAUUAUCGUCGCCCAGUUGCAACUCGGAUGGCAGGGACGGGCUGCCAAAUAAUAAAAAGGAUAUUUGAAGAAUUUCCCUCCACCCACCGUGAUGGCGUCCGAAUACGAACGCAUCCGGCGCCAGUGCCUCAAACGCGGCGAACUUUGGGAGGACACGGAAUUCCCGACGACGCAAACGUCCAUUUUCUACCACCAGUCGCCGCCAUUUCAAUUUGUUUGGAAACGGCCCAAGGAACUGGCCACCAAUCCGGUGUUUAUACGCGAGGGAACUUCGGUGCUGGACGUUGUUCCGGGUAAACUGGGCGACCGUUGGCUCGUCUCCACUUUGGGCUGCCUCUUUUUGACCAAAGGAUUUUUCUACCGGGUCGUUCCGGCCGACCAGGGAUUCGACACGGCCCUGGACGGUACAAAUUCGUCGACAGGUUAUUGCGGAGCGUUCCGGUUUCGGGUCUGGUGGUGCGGCGAAUGGGUCGAAGUGACCGUGGACGAUCGUCUGCCCACUGUCAAUGGCCGUCUGGUGUUUGCCCACUGCCUCAAUUCCGGUCAGUUUUGGCCGUGCCUCUUGGAGAAAGCUUACGCCAAGUUGCACGGCUCGUACGAAGCGUUGAAAUACGGCACCACAUUGGACGGGCUGGCGGAUCUAACCGGCGGAGUAACGGAAAGCCUUUCAGUGGUCGGCGGUGGUCACAUCAACAAAGACACGUCCUUUCAUGUCCGGCUCCUGGCCCGCCUCCUGGCCAACACUUCCAUACUAACGGCCGUGGCCCAUCGCCCUACUACUACUACCGGCACCAUCCAGCAGCAGCAGCAACAACAACCCAACAGCCUGACGUCGCCGCAGCCCAACAACAAGGAGAACAACAACAAUAAUAAUAGCUUGUCCUCUUGCAACAGCAGCAGCACAACCACAAGCAAUGGAUUAACAACAACCAAGGAGCAAUCACUGCAACAACAGCAACAAUCAUCUCGCAGCGUCACCGAUCGGCUGCCCAUCGGCAUCCUCGUCGGCAUCAAUUACAAAAUCUGCGCAGUAGACAAGGUGGAUACAUUGACGGAGGAGAGCGUGCCACUUUUGCGUCUGCGAUGCCCGUACGGGCGUCACGGCGAGAGCACGGGCGACUGGUCCCGUGGCGACGCCAAAAACUGGGAGACGUCCGUUUCCGUGUCGGCGGCCGAGCGCGAGCGACUCGGACCCGACCAACUGCCCGACGGCGAGUUUUAUCUGAGUUUUCCCGAUUUUAUCGCCACGUUUACGGCCAUCGAGUGCGUCCACCUGGACGCCGAAACCAGUCGCGACGAGCCCACCUUGCAGGGGCGAGUUGCCUGGAUCACUCGAGUUUACCAGGGAUGUUGGCAACGUGGAGUCACCGCCGGCGGCUGCCGCAAUAAUUCCGAGACAUUCCACAUUAAUCCGCAACUGCAUCUGAUUGUCAGCGAUGCCGACGAGGUUGUCAUAUCGCUGAACCAGCACAGCGUCCUCGAGCCGAAAGUCAUCGGCUUUUCGGUUUAUCCGCUGCCCAAGCUGACGGGCUCAGACCUUAUCAAUCGAGCUUUCUUCAAAAAGACCAAAAGUCUCGUCAACUCGCAGUACACCAACAGUCGACAGGUGAGUCAGCGCUCCCAACUGGAUCAAGGCGGUUAUUUGAUCGUUCCUACAACUUUCGAAGCGGGUCACGAAGGAUCCUUCACUUUGCGGGUGUACAGCACUCAGGCCAUCAAGCUCAAAUUGGUGGAUAUGUUGCCGUGUCAAAUGAAACCGACUCUGAUUCGAGCCCCUCCGGUCAUCAACGGCUACAGCACGCAGACUUCUGACGGUAAAAACGUGGCCCAAUACGAGGCCGUCUUCCUCCAAUUGGCCGAUGAGCAUCGCACCGUUAACGCGUUCGAGCUGCACGAAUUGCUCGAGGCUUGUCUACCCAAUGAUUACAUCAAGAGCUGCGCAAAUUUGGACGUUUGCCGGCAACUCGUCCUCGUCUUUGAUGUGUCUGGACUGGGUAGACUGAAACUGACGGACUUUCGUGACUUUAUGGCCAGUCUGAAACAAUGGCAAACGGCUUUCAAAUCGCACACGAAGGAGAAGACGGGCAUUCUGAGAGCCGAGCGCUUCCGUGACGCCCUUCACGACGUCGGAUUCCAAGUGAAUAACGACGUUCUCUCGGCCCUCAUUUUACGUCACAUGCGCAAAGAUGGAACCCUCAGAUUCGGAGAUUUCGUUUCGGCCGUCCUCCACCUCACCGUGGCAUUUGGGACUUUUGAUAAGCGUGAUCCGCUCCAGAACGGAAGUGUCAAGCUCACACUCACAGAGUGGCUCAAGUACGCGCUUAUGUGCUGAUCUUUUUUUGUGAUUGGCUGCUUUUUUUUUACAUCACACACACACACACACAAGUUUUAUAUGCUCACAUCCGCAUUGCUGGAUUUUUGCUCAUUUUUUUUACGUACACACACCCACACGAAUAAGCAAAUUUUUUAUAAUUUUGUAUAUAGCCUUUUUUAAAAGAAAUGCUUGGCAAUAAACAACCAAUUGUUUGUUUUUUUCGGGA